AUGAGGAGAGUUGUACUGAAAGAAGCCGCCAAACGAUUCCCCUGGAUGGCCAAUGUCACUUUGUACGGGUGCUUAUUCGCCGGCGGUGACCUGGUCCAUCAGCUCAUAGCUCAGAAGGAACGCAUGGACUGGAAACACACUCGCGACGUGGCCAUUGUGGCAAUCAGUUUCCAUGGAAACUUCAAUUACUUCUGGCUGCGAGCCCUGGAGAGGCGUUUCCCUGGAAAGUCCGCCGGGAUGGUUUUCCGCAAACUCCUGCUGGACCAAAGCUUCGCGUCGCCUUUGGCCACCAGUGUCUUCUAUACAGGGGUGAGCUUCUUGGAGGGUAAGGAGGACAUCUUUGAAGACUGGAGAGAGAAGUUCUUUAACACCUGGAAGACUGGACUCAUGUACUGGCCAUUCAUGCAGUUUCUGAACUUUAUCCUGAUGCCGCUGCACAUGCGAACGGCCUUCAUGGGCUGCUGCGCCUUCCUCUGGGCCACCUUCCUGUGCUUCUCCCGGCAGAGCGGUGAUGGCACUGCCGGCGUGGCUCUGGCCUUUGUCAUGGACCCCCGUAAGACCCUGGAGGAGAUACGCGAGGCCCGACUGACCCGAAAAAAGGAAAAUACCCAGAGGGAAAACUAA
This is a messenger RNA of Perca flavescens (yellow perch), 624 nucleotides long. RefSeq names its product MPV17 mitochondrial membrane protein like (gene mpv17l). The record is from RefSeq and is a predicted model, not a curated record. Lineage: Eukaryota; Metazoa; Chordata; Actinopteri; Perciformes; Percidae. Gene Ontology annotation, biological process: mitochondrial ribosome assembly. The transcript has 4 exons. The coding region runs from base 1 to 624 and encodes 207 amino acids. Gene Ontology annotation, cellular component: mitochondrion; cytoplasm; membrane.